Molecule: messenger RNA, 936 nt
Organism: Scutellospora calospora
Lineage: Eukaryota; Fungi; Glomeromycota; Glomeromycetes; Diversisporales; Gigasporaceae
Source: the annotation of a GenBank genome assembly
GAUGUAUUUUUACCAGAUGAUGAGACUACUGUAUCAAGCGUUGAUUCGAUAAGUCAUUAUGAUGUGAUAGUGCCAAACAAUAGUGAUACUAUAGCGGAAACAUUUUUGAAAAUUGGUGAUUUAAAAGCGAUGGGUUUAAUACAUAAUACUCCAGUUGGCGCUGUGGAGGCACUUCUUGAGGCGGUUAAUGUUUACACCGGUUUGCCAUGGUGGAGUACAAUAGUUUUAACAACAUUUGCAAUGCGUAUACUUUUUUUACCCCUUAUUAUCAAGUCACAACGCAACACAAGUAGGUUAAUAACUUUACAACCAAAGAUAGAGCAGUUGAUGGAAGACUUUAAAAAAGCAAAAGAAACCGGUGAUACUAAUUUGAUGAUGCGUAAACAUCAAAAAAUAAAAGAAUUUUAUGCUGAAAAUAAAAUUAGUCCUUUGAAAAAUUUAUACCUCGUUGCUUUACAAACACCGGUGAUGAUCAGCUUUUUCAUUGCUGUAAAAAAAAUGGGUGAAUUUCCUGUCCCAGGCUUUGAACGUGGUGGAGCUUUAUGGUUCCAAGAUUUAACCCUUCCGGAUCCAUAUUACAUUUUGCCCUUCUUAAUGUCUGCAACUUUUAUAGCAAUGAUGGAGACGAGCGAUGCCUCUCGUAUCAAUACACCGAAUGCGAAGGCAAUGAAAUGGGCUUUUCGUGGUAUAACUAUAAUAUCUAUACCGGUUGCAAUGUCUUUGUCCACAUCAGUCCAUAUGUAUCUUAUGAGCUCCACAGUAUUUAGCGUUUUACAAACCAUAUUUACAAACAACAAGACGGUUCGUAAAUAUUUAAAUUUACCACCUAUUCCACAAACAUUAAAAAAACCAGCGGAAAAGCCUUUUUUGGAACAUUUGAAGCAGUUGAAUACUGACGCACGCAAGAACAUAAGAGAACAACAAAAAAGACUAUAA